GUUGCCUGGAAACCAAGCAAACGUUAGAAAGACAGUGUUAGCUGCACUUUGCUAACUCAAAACCUCGUUAAACAGGGACAAUAAAACAGACAUUAAAGAAGAAGUUGAAACGAGUGUCAGUGGACCAGUCUCCCACCGUGUCACCGCCGGUCACAUUGACUCUGCGUUCUGGCGGAUUUACAGCACGCUUGUUAACUUCACCUCAGUUAGUGAGAAAGCUAACAAGCUAAGCUAGCGUUAGCCGGUCUGUUAAAGCUGCCAUGUCGGAGCAAACAGAAAAUGAAGAACAGGAGGUGAAAGACGUUAAGGAAGAAAACACGGACACAAACCCACAACCAGGUGGAAGUACUGCAGAGCAACCGCCAGAUGUCGACAGAGAGCCGGGGAGUGAUGGAGAGGCGGUGCAGGCUUACAGGUUGACCAAAGAUGUGCUGGAGGCCGCGGAAGAAGCUGAAACUCAGGCUGAUCUGCACAAUGACGUCGAGCAGCUCAGAGAGCCUCAGAAAACAGAAAAUGUUGGAAACUCAAUAGCAACUGAUGUGCCGGAGACUAUGGAAGAAGCUGAAACUCAGGCUGAUCUGUCCGAUGAUGCCGAGCAGCUUAGAGAGCAGAGAAAAGAAAAUGUUGGAAACUCUACAGCUACAGUGAAGGUGGUGCUGAUGCCAGAGGGUCAUGUGAUGACCGUGGCCUUCGCCAUCGGUCUCAGCAUUCAGGAGCUGAAGCGUCACCUUGCCCCAGAGCUCAGAGUUCCUGCUGAGGUGCUGCAGAUCUCUCUGGACGGCAGAGUGGUGGAAGAGCAGCAGAGUCUGAUGGAGCUCGGCGUCCGGCCUCACAGCUCCACCCGAAUGGAAAUGAGCUCCACCGACCCGAACACCCACCCACUCCGCCCCCUUCGCCCCCCAGAGCACGACAACAUGCCGGACGUCAUCACCGUCCGAGUCCAAACAGAUGAGGAUGUGUUCCAGGAGGUGGUGGUGGAGAUUGAGCGUCCCCGCCAGCAGAAGGCCUUCCUGGGCGGCUACAGACACCGGCUGACGGGGGCAGAGUACCACCACGCUGCAGUCCAGACCCCGCCCAAGAGGAGACCUGACAGAGGAGUGGUGGUCUUCAGCCGCAACACACAGACAGUAGAGCUGAAGUCUCAGGUCCAGCAGUGUGCCGUCAACAUCUCCACCCAGAUGACCGGGAUCGGCUGCUACGUCUCCUGUAUGAACGACAAGUUGGUCACCCCCGGCAACUACAUCACUGCUGACGAGUAUCAUGACAGGAGGCUGAGAGCUGUGAUCCUUCUGCAGUCGUUUGCUCGGCGCUGGCUGGCCCAGCAGGAGGUGGGCCGACUGAGGAGGGAGCGGGACCGGCGGAUGGCCUGGCUGGAACUGCAGGAGAGGAGGAGGAGGGAGGAGAAGGAGGAGCAGCUGAGAGACCGGCGCCAUCGCUGGAUGAACCCACAGAGGAGGGAGGACUUCAACCUGCUUUACCACGCUCUAGAGAAGUGGAGGUGUGAGGAGGAGCAGCGGAUCAACUCAUCUCUGCAAGGAGCUGAGAGGAAGGCAGCUCUCUGCUCGCUGCUGGAGCAGGAGACGCAGCUCAUCGCCGCCAUCAGAUGCCAUCGCAUCGCCGUCCAGAACAACAACUACGACAAAACUGUCAGGAACUUCCUGGACAAGUCUGCGGCUCCUCAUCAGUGGCGAGCAGCAGACGGUCGACUGAUCAAGAUGGACAGUCAACACACAGUCAGAGCCAGAGAGCUGCGAGAUCUGUACAACAACAUCAACCUGUCCACUGUCAGCCAGGAGCAGAGACUCCACGUCCUCAUGACACUCAAACACACUGUCAAGGAGCAUGCGUGUCAGCUGACCCAGGACAUCGUGGAUUUGAUCAACAGGGAGGUGGACCUGAUGACUCGGGGGGUUAAGGCAGCCAGUCUGGAGGGGCUGAGGAAGAGGAUCUCCACUCUGUUCCUCCAGUACAUCAAAACACCAGUAUUUAACCCUGAGGUGGCCAAGCACCUGAAGGUUCCCCAGAAUCCCUCCCAGCUGAAGAACAACAUGUUCCUCUGCUGCGGCUGUCAUCGCUACCUACACUCUGCCAACUUCAGCUCGUCCGCCAGCGCCCGUCUGAGCAGUCAGUGCCGGAACUGCACCGGCCUCGACAACAUAGCUAGAUCCCGCGAUGACUUCUCCUGCUACAAAAACAUCCUGAGGAGGCUGAGAGCUGACGAACAGCGGCUCAACGAGGAAGCCAAGAUUCCCUUCCUGCUGCAGGUGGAGGACGUGCGGUACCUGGUGGAGGUGGUCUGGACGUCCCGCUCUGCCCUCCACGCCAGCAGUGACCUCUACAACCUGGUGUUUAUCCGCUGGGAGCGUCAGAGGGACUGGAGCCCCUGGAACUGCAUCCUGUUGUCCAAAGAAGAGACUUCAGCUCACAUGGAGGUGGAAGACAUCCACAAGGCAUAUGAAGCGACGUUCAUCCGCAGGAUCGAACACAAACACACGCUGGCUCGACGCCACUUCAGCCAGAUCGCCGUCAUGGCUGAGUACCUGGACUCUCCGCCGACCGCUGCCCUUGGCAACCAGCUUGUCUCCAAGCCCAUCACCAUGGCAACAGGCAAGCACGCCACAGACACCACACUGGCCUCAGCUCAUUAAGGAACACCCUGUUGUUUUUCUUUUUUCUGUCACUGUUUCCUCCCUCUCUCAUAUUGUCUGUCACUUUCUAAAACAUUUUGUCUGACAUCUGAAAUAAAGUUCAUGAUGGUUUUACUCCUG
Messenger RNA from Siniperca chuatsi (mandarin fish), 2768 nucleotides. It is a transcript of the gene iqub, whose product is annotated as IQ motif and ubiquitin domain containing. The record is from RefSeq and is a predicted model, not a curated record. The coding region runs from base 261 to 2648 and encodes 795 amino acids. NCBI's taxonomy places the organism in Eukaryota, Metazoa, Chordata, Actinopteri, Centrarchiformes, Sinipercidae. Gene Ontology annotation, cellular component: acrosomal vesicle; motile cilium. Gene Ontology annotation, molecular function: protein binding. The transcript has 14 exons. Gene Ontology annotation, biological process: cilium assembly.